Molecule: messenger RNA, 874 nt
Organism: Pseudophryne corroboree (corroboree frog)
Lineage: Eukaryota; Metazoa; Chordata; Amphibia; Anura; Myobatrachidae
Gene: LYZ
Product: lysozyme
Exons: 4
Coding region: 114-587 (157 amino acids)
Molecular function (GO): lysozyme activity
Source: RefSeq, a predicted model, not a curated record
UGUGGUCAUACUCCUUUCAAUUUAAGCAGACCACUGUGUACAGUUAAAGGAAGUUGUUUCAGAGUUUGAGAUUUGGAGUCACUAUAUCUCAAACCUGUGUCUUGUAACUCAAAAUGAACAACUCUGCAAUGCAAAUCCUUGGAGCGCUUCUCCUCAUACUUGCAUUUGCAAACUCCAAGAAAUAUGAAAGAUGUGAACUUGCAAGGGCUAUGAAAAUAAAGGGACUUGAUGGAUUCAGAGGGUACUCACUGCCAAACUGGGUGUGUACUGCAUUCUUCGAAAGCUCGUUUUUCACAGACAGGACAAACUUCAACAGGGGUGACAACAGCACUGACUAUGGCAUUCUCCAAAUAAAUAGCCGUUGGUGGUGCAAUGAUUACAAGACCCCCAGAUCUCGCAAUGCUUGCAAUAUCAACUGUAAUGCACUACUUUCCAAUGAUAUCACUGAAUCUGUGAGAUGUGCAAAACGUGUUGUGAGUGAUCCAAAUGGCAUGGGUGCAUGGGUUGGAUGGAGAAAUAACUGCAAAGGAAGAGACUUGUCUCAAUGGGUUAAAGAUUGCAAACUUGAUACUGCUGAUGUAUUGUAAUUUUGUAAAUGUAGUGACUCUUGAAAUUACACACACACACUGUUAAAAUCCUGAUGACAUUACACAGCUAUGGAAAUGGUGAAGUUAACCCUUAGCCUCUAUGCUUUUUAUUGAAAUUAUGCAUUGCGAGCCGCACCUGCAAUACUACUCUCUCUCUCUCUCUCUCUCUCUCUCUCUCUCUCUCUCUCUAUAUAUAUAUAUAUAUAUAUAUAUGUGCUUAUUUUUUUUUUAGGUCCUUACUGUUUCCGAAAAUUGUAAUGUAGGAUCACUCCAAUCAAUAAAUUAAU